AUGCCGCUUCAGGAUUUCCCCAUUGACAAAGUCGACAUAACGUCUGAGUUCUGGGGCUACAUCCAAGAUCGCUCCAGGCUUAAGACAGUCCCCGCUGUGAUCGAAGCCCAAAGGUCAUGGAACCAUUGGACCUGUCUCACGUGGAAAGAAGGCCAUGAUGUUAAACCUCAUCAAUUCUGGGACAGCGACAUUUACAAGAUCGUCGAAGCUGCUUGUUACUUCCUCAUCAAGCACCCCGACGAGAAAAUGAGAGCUACAGUCGAGGAGGCUGUCACCAUGAUUCAAGGCGCUCAGUAUGAUGAUGGGUACAUCAACUCUUUCUAUACAGUCAGGGGGAUCAAUCAGCGGUGGACUAACCUGAGGGACGACCAUGAGCUCUACUGCCUAGGACAUCUGUUGGAAGCCACUGUGGCGUAUGAAACACUCACCAAAAGUGGAAGGCUGCUCGAGGUGGCCAACAAGAUCUGCGGACAUCUCGACUUGAUGUUUGGUACGGAGCCGGGAAAAAAGCGCGGAUACCCAGGCCAUCAGGAAGUCGAGAUUGGUCUACUGCGACUGCACGACUUGACUAAAGAUGUUCUGCCACUAAAGCUAGCCCAGUAUUUCAUCACUGAGAGAGGCCGGCGCGAUGCCGACGGCGAGACCUUUUUCGACAAGGAGGCAUUUGCCCGUGGAGCAGAUCCAUACAAGGACAUGGGAACGGAGCACAAAGCCUGGUUUCAACACCCGCGGGACUACGCUUAUCAUCAAGCGGAUGAGCCUCUCGUCGAUUCUAGCGAAGUCAAGGGCCAUUCUGUCCGAGCAAUGUACUUUUAUACCGCAGCCACAGACCUUAUUCGACUAUCCCCAGAGAAGGAAGAAAAUGCCCCCAUUAAGGCGGCUUUGGACCGACUAUGGAGGGACAUGAUUGAUAAGAAAAUAUACGUGACAGGUGGCAUUGGAUCGGUGAGGCAGUGGGAGGGGUUUGGACAGGCAUACUCUCUUCCGGACCUCGAACACGAAGGCUGUUAUUCUGAGACGUGUGCCACAUUUGCACUAAUCAACUGGUGCAACCGUCUGCUAAGAUUGGACCUGAACUCUGAAUAUGGCGAUGUCAUGGAGGUUGCUCUAUAUAAUGGAUUUCUCGGUGCCGUGAAUCAAGAAGGGGACGCAUUCUACUACCAGAAUGUCUUGAGAACACGGAGCGGAGAGUCAAAGGAAAGGAGCAAAUGGUUUGGCGUGGCCUGUUGCCCACCCAAUGUCGCAAAGCUCCUAGGGAAUAUGGGGUCCCUGAUCUACUCUCACGAUCCUUCUUCACAUCUGGUGGCUAUUCAUCAGUAUAUCACUAGUGAGCUGAAGACUGCCGAUGGCAACAUUUCCAUCUCCCAAAAAUCGAACUUGCCUUGGCAGGGACGAGUCACACUCUCGGUUCAAGGAUCGACAAAGCUCGCUCUUCGCAUCCCGUCCUGGGCGAAUGGAUGGACCUGCUCAGCCACAGGGCGUUUGGAGAAGGGAUAUCUUUACUGUUCCGCCGAGAACACGGAGAUUCAUAUAAAUCUCCCUAUCAUGUUCCGCAAAGUUUAUUCCCACCCUGCGACGGGCAAGAACGAUGUUUGUCUGAUGAGGGGACCUCUCGUGUACUGCCUGGAGGACGUCGACAACAAAGAGAUUGACAUUGAUCGUGCUGGUAUUAUGGAUGGCCCUGUCAACGAUAAAUCAACCAUAUCAAUUUGCGGCCUUGAUGGCGUAGUGACUGGCCAAGCUGAGGGUAGGCAGUUGCGGAAUAGUAACAAGAGCCGACUGUAUGAGGAGAGCCCCUGGGAAUAUGACAGUCGUAAACGUGAUUUAAUUGCUAUACCUUACUUUCUACGGGCGAAUCGAGGUGGAGAGGGAGCGAUGCGAGUGUGGGCACCCCGACUAUCCAACGUUCCCGAGGAUGUCAAACUUGUUCGGAGGGGUUGA
Messenger RNA from Clonostachys solani, 1941 nucleotides. The record is from the annotation of a GenBank genome assembly. Lineage: Eukaryota; Fungi; Ascomycota; Sordariomycetes; Hypocreales; Bionectriaceae.